Lichtheimia ornata is the source of this 1773-nucleotide messenger RNA. RefSeq lists its product as uncharacterized. The record is from RefSeq and is a predicted model, not a curated record. Gene Ontology annotation, cellular component: membrane. NCBI's taxonomy places the organism in Eukaryota, Fungi, Mucoromycota, Mucoromycetes, Mucorales, Lichtheimiaceae. The transcript is spliced from 6 exons. Gene Ontology annotation, biological process: magnesium ion transport. Bases 1 to 1773 code for a protein of 590 amino acids. Gene Ontology annotation, molecular function: magnesium ion transmembrane transporter activity.
AUGAAUGAAUCAGCAGACCCAACAUCCAACAGCAGUAGCAUGCUUAAUGAUGAUCCCAACAGCACAACAUACAAAGCUAUCGGAGUCUCCUUGGCCGUAGCAAGUGGAUUAUUCAUUGGCACCAGCUUCGUUUUCAAAAAGAAAGGUCUUAUUGAAUCUAUUGAUCGGAAAGGUGGUGUGCCAGGUGAUGGUUAUCGAUACCUUGGAUCAUUCAUGUGGUGGACUGGCAUGGUACUCAUGAUGGUUGGCGAGAUAUGCAACUUUGUGGCGUAUGCCUUUACUCAAGCUAUUUUGGUCACACCGCUUGGUGCAUUAAGCGUUGUAAUAAGUGCCAUAUUGUCAUCGAUCUUUCUCAAGGAACGGCUUUCUUUUUACGGCAAAGUUGGAUGCUUCCAAUGUAUUGUGGGGGCAGUUGUCAUUGUAUUACACGCACCUGAGCAAUCCGCCAAUGAUACCUCCAUCGAGACUUUUAAGGGCCUUGUUAUUUCAGUUGGUUUCUUGGUCUAUUCUUGUCUUUUAGCAUUGACAGCUAUCCUAUUGAUCAUAUUUGCUGUGCCACGAUGGGGUCGAAGCAACAUGCUAGUCUACAUUUCAAUAUGCUCGCUGAUAGGUGCUAUCUCUGUUAUCUUCACACAAGGACUUGGGAUGGCUAUUGUGCACUCGAUCACCAUUGAAAACCAAUUCAACAACUACUUUAUUUACAUUGUUUUGCUCUUGGUACUUGUCACCUUGGUGGUUGAGAUUGUAUAUCUUAACAAGGCGCUCAACAUAUUCAACACGGCAGUUGUCACACCAACGUACUAUGUAAUGUUUACGACGCUCACCAUUGUCAGCUCUAUUGUGCUCUAUCGUGGAUUUGGUGAUGCGACAUCUCCAGAAGAUAUUGCUACGUGUGUAUUGGGUUUCUUUUCAAUUUGUACAGGCGUUGCGCUCCUUCAUCGAGAUCAAGGCCAUACUCAGCACUCGACUACUAUCAAGGAUUCCGAUUCUCUUCUUGAACAAGGCAGCGGUGGUGAAAAGAUUCAGACAUCACCCGACGAUACAACAACGCCUGUUGUGAUAGAAGGUGUGGGACCUGCGCAGCUGGUACCAUUUGCAGGGAUUACACGUUAUGCCAGCAAACGCGUGAAUCGAGUGAUGGUGGAUAGUAGUAGUACAGCGCAACAACCAAGGCAAAAAGCAGUGACUAUGAAAGCAGCCAUCUUAUCUUCUUCAUCAUGCUCUUCAUCCGCAACAUCAUCAUUAUCCAUUGCAGCAAAUGAUCCAGUGGUAUCACCAAGCAAGACCAUUGGUGUGGGUAAUACCAAGCAAGGCGAGGAUGGUUACACGCGUGAAUUACGAUGGAAAGAUAAAUGGCAAUCAUACGACGAAGAGGAGGAGGAGGAGGAUGAGCAAGAACAAGCACGUCGUCGUGAGGAUGAGAGAAAGCAGGAAGAAAAAGAGAAUUGGCGACAUCAACAAAUGGAGGCAGCAGCUAAGCAAGUUGCCAUCACUAUUCAAGAACCUGUCAUUGAUCGUUGUACUAUGCCACCUUGUUUGCCACCGAGACCUCCUCCUGGAAGAGCCAAACGUAUGUUGCGUGCUAUCCCUUUUCAUCUUGGUCAACAGCAUGACCCCGCAUCUCGAUAUAAUAAUCCUUCUUCAAGAAACACACGAGCUCAAGAUCAAUUGAAUCGAUUGAAGGCAUAUCAGAUGGGUUUAUACAGUAAUAAUGGGAAGCAUUCAGAUCGUACACAUCUUGUAUCAUCCAAUAACGAUAGCAUGCUAGAAUAA